AUGACGGCCGAAGCGGAAUGGUCGUGGGGUCGGCUUGCGAAAUGCGAGCGCGAUCUUGGGUCGGCCACGCCCCGAAUAGACGGUGUCGAAUCAUCGUUGGCCACGCCUCAAGCCGAAACAGUGACCACGCCUACGGAUCGGAGUGGGGAUGAAGGGGAGCGGCUAAAAGGAGAGGAACUAACGCCGCCCAGAAAACCGGCGGGCGUUAGUUUCGCGCCUGCGGAUUCACAGCUGGAUUUCGGCGAUGUAGAGAACGAGAGGAGGAUAAUGGGUAGGUUUGAAUGA
Messenger RNA from Acanthoscelides obtectus, 285 nucleotides. NCBI's taxonomy places the organism in Eukaryota, Metazoa, Arthropoda, Insecta, Coleoptera, Chrysomelidae. The record is from the annotation of a GenBank genome assembly.